Ceutorhynchus assimilis (cabbage seed weevil) is the source of this 3872-nucleotide messenger RNA. Lineage: Eukaryota; Metazoa; Arthropoda; Insecta; Coleoptera; Curculionidae. The record is from the annotation of a GenBank genome assembly.
UUGUCAUCAUGUAUAUAUAACAAAAAUUGAGGUUAAAUCCUUUUUAUGGGUGAUUUUCUAUGGGCAAUAUUUGGAUAAUUUUGGAAUAUAAGGAUUCUCUAAAUAAGACCUGUUGCAAUCAGAGGUUGUAGUGGACUUUGAAGGGCUAAAAACUUAGAACUUGGGACAUUUUAAAGGAAAAAUUUGACUAAAUUAACACCAUGCAAAGGAACCACCGAAGAAGUUAUAUGAACCCUCAAAUGGGCGAAGACAUCUAUUUGGCCCAGUAUUUGGCUAGUUCCACCAGAGAAAGGUUGCAACAGGAAUUGCAAGAGCGAAGGCAACAUCCAUCAGGGCGAUCUCCAACACCGCCCUUACUAAUAUCAUCCAGAGAUAGGCAUUUUUCCGCCUCUGACUCAUCUAAAUCGAAUGAUCGGCGCCGGAUUGUAGAAGUAAUAUCAUCGCCUCCCUAUCCCGGAGAAGACUACGAAAGUUUAGAGAGGAGGAGGCGAAAGAAAAAAGAAAAGAAACACAAAAAAGAGAAAAGGACCAAAAAGAAAAAGAAGAAAAAGAAAUCUAGUUCUAGUGAGGCUAGUGAUAGUGAUUCAGAUACAAAAAAAGCACCCUCUUAUUCUCCAGUGUCAAACGAUAGUCAGAUAGCAUCACCAGAAGUAGGACCGUCUCCGCCUCAACCAUCUUUGACUCCUCCUUUGAGGGUUUAUAGAGAAUUUCAUCAUGCGUCACCCCAUACGCCUCCAAUGCUUGGUCAGCAUAUUAACAGGCCCUUGUCCAGUCAUCACAUGACCAUAGUGAGAGAUGUAAGCCCGCCAAUCAUCAUUGAUGAUUACAGCAGGCAUUCGCCUGUGCCCAGGCCAUCAACACCUGAUCAAGUUCAUAGUAUCCACAGACAUAGAAUCCGAUCUUCUAGACGGAGAGAAGCUCAUAAACAACAUAGGCGAGACCGUAGAAGAGCUAGGGAAGAGAAAGAUUAUUUCAGUCCGAGUUCUUCUAGUAGAAAAAGGAGUCGUUCUACAAGUUAUAAUCGGAGCAGGCAUUAUAGCCCUUCGCCUAACAGUAGUUCUAGAAAUAAAAGACAUAGAUCAAGUUCUAGAAGGGAAAAAAGUCCCAGGCAUAGGCAUAGAAGUCGUUCGCCUCAUUCUAUGAGAGAAAGGCGCAAAAGUCCUUCUCCUCGUUGUAUAAGAGAAAGACACAGACAGAGAAGUCCUUCGCCUCCAUCUAUGGGAGCGUCUCAACUAUCCGAUAAAAUUACUGACACUAGCCUAUUUGCUGAAUUAGUUAAAGACAAGCAUAAAAGAGAACAAGAACUAAAAAAAUUGGAAGAAAAUUUAAAAUCCGAACAGGACAAGAGAGAUAAAAAAGUUACAGAAAGUAUAACAAUAGAAGACGAUGUUGAUUCUAAAUCAAAAGAAAAACAAUCAACUUUUACUAAUGCAGGAAUCGAUGUGGAUAUUGAUAAUAUUCCUAUUCCCGACGCAACGCCUAGGAAGGAUAAUUCAAAUAAUAAAAAUGAUAACUCACCUUCAACACCUCUUACUUUAUCUGAUAAGACCCCAAAUGUUAAAACUAAUGACAUUACAUAUAAAUCAAAAAGCAUUACUAAAAUGCAGUUGCCACCAGGAAUGGAAAACAUUGAGCUAGAAGACAUUGAGUCUCCUCCAAGUAGAACACCUAGCCCAAGCCCUAAAAAGGAGAAAACACCCCCUAGAAAAAAUGUUAGAGAUUUACCCAUGCCACCCGUUAUUCCUGGUACUGAAGAACUUAGCGGUGACGAUGACGAUUUACCAAUAGCAUCUCCAAAACGCAUUUCAAUGAAACUAGACAAGGCUCCAGUGAAAGUAAAACCAGAAUUGAGACGUCCCAGAGUGAUAAAAAGAAGGGCUUCUAGAAAUUUCCAAAUGAGCGGUAAAGAUUGGGGAGAACGUUGCGUGGAUAUGUUUGAAAUGAUAGCUCAAAUUGGUGAAGGGACUUACGGGCAAGUUUAUAAAGCAAAAGACGUGCACGCUAACGAACUUGUGGCCCUAAAAAAGGUGAGACUGGAAAAUGAAAAGGAAGGCUUUCCCAUUACAGCAGUGAGGGAAAUAAAAAUUUUGAGACAAUUAAAUCAUAAAAAUAUUGUCAAUCUUCGAGAAAUUGUUACUGAUAAACAAGAUGCUGCUGAUUUUAGAAAAGAAAAGGGUUCCUUUUACUUGGUUUUCGAAUACAUGGACCAUGAUUUAAUGGGGCUGUUGGAAUCUGGAAUGGUGGAUUUCAAUGAAAUUAACAAUGCUUGUAUUAUGAAGCAACUUUUAGAUGGUUUGAAUUAUUGUCACAGGAAAAACUUCCUUCACAGGGAUAUCAAGUGCAGUAACAUAUUGAUGAACAAUAAGGGAGAAGUGAAAUUGGCUGACUUUGGUUUAGCUAGGCUUUAUAAUGCAGAAGAUAGACAACGUCCCUACACCAACAAAGUGAUAACUUUGUGGUAUCGUCCUCCUGAAUUGUUAUUAGGUGAAGAAAGAUAUGGACCAUCUAUAGAUAUUUGGAGCUGUGGAUGUAUUUUAGGAGAACUGUUCCUCAAAAAGCCUUUAUUUCAGGCAAAUGCUGAAUUGGCUCAACUAGACCGUAUAGCAAAAACUUGUGGGACACCAACCCCUGCUGUAUGGCCUUCAGUCAUAAAACUACCCCUUUUCCAUGCAAUUAAACCAAAUAAAUUAUACAGAAGGCGUCUGAGGGAGGAGUUUGUAUUUAUGCCUAGCUCGGCACUAAGUUUGUUAGAUAGAAUGUUAGAGUUAGAUCCAGCUAGAAGGAUAACUGCCGCAGAUGCCUUAAAGAGUCCUUGGUUGAAGAAUAUUGACCCUGACCAAAUUCAAGCUCCGGCACUUCCAACUUGGCAAGAUUGCCACGAACUAUGGAGCAAAAAGCGCAAAAAGAAUAAUAAGCAAGAGCAACAAGGCAAUUUACCCGUGGCCCCAGUGAGGCCAGUUUUGGUAAGACCAAUAGGCGAAAACGAAGCAGGAUAAGUAAAAUUAAACCCAAAGUGUUUUAUAUUAUUUUAAUUAUUUAAAAAAAAAAAGAAAUUGUUAUAGAGAUGUAAAUAAUAUGGUAAUUAUUUACUUGCCAAAAUUUUAAUUGAUGAAUAUCCUAUUAUGAUUAGCCAGUAUUGCAAUAAAUAAUUACUUUCAAGUUAUCUCAUGUCAAGAAAGAUAAUUAUUUGCAAGGAAAUUUAGUUUAUAUUCGAAGAAAUGAUAUAUUGUGUGAUAUGAUAUUUCCAAUCAAAAAUAUCAAAAAUUUUACUGAAUUUUGAGAACACUGACACUUUUUAAGUGAAUAUUUAUUGUUGUUUGGCAAUGUAAAUGAUUGCCUGAAAAAAAAAUUGUACAGGCUUAUCCAUAUGAAGAUAGUUGCCAAUGAUUUUAAAAAUUAUUAGAUAUAGUUCUAGAGAAUUUUAAUUGUAACUCUUGGGAGUCUUUUUAACAACACACUAGCUUUAUUAUUUAUAAACGAUUUCAAAUUUUUGUAAAAACAUUCUUGAUAUAGGUUUCUGUGUAGAUUAAGGUUCUAUAAUUUUAUUAAACCAAUUUAACAAACAGAAAAAUUACUAGAUUUUACUUGUUUUGUAAGAGAGAAGCUCGAUUGUAAAGUUUUUUCCUAGUCAACAAAUCAAAUUUUGAAGAUAGUCGGUCAAUACUCAGUUUCAAAUUUUUCUUAUAGAUGGCUACUAGAUUUUUACGGGUCCCCUUUUUACAUUUGUUUUUUUUUUUUUGAAAUUUUUGGUUGGAAAAUUAAUUUUUACACAUGAAAAUAGUUGUAAUAAUAUUCUUUAUACAAUAUUAUUUUUUAAUUAAGAGAUUGGUACAUAAUGAUUGAAAUAAUUAAACUUUUUUUUUUGUUUUUCU